This is a messenger RNA of Cladocopium goreaui, 2067 nucleotides long. The record is from the annotation of a GenBank genome assembly. NCBI's taxonomy places the organism in Eukaryota, Dinophyceae, Suessiales, Symbiodiniaceae.
GUUUUGUGAAACACAUCAACUUCUUUAGGACCGUCUGGCAGGGUGCCGGAUGAGGAGUGUGGCACCAUGAAGGCAGCUUACUUGACCUUUUGGCUUCUCCUUCACCUAGGAGAUGCCGCGCGCGAUGUGCUGAACACUCGAAGGGUACUUAAGACCUGGCCCUCGUCCUUGCUGCAAAAGGAGGAGCACCGAACGAUCAACAAGGCCACCACCUACCUCUCCGAGAUGAAGGUGGGCCAACGCUUCCGGGUGGAGACGGACUUGGGAGGAUGGGAAUUCGCGACGUUAAGGAGCAUCCAUCCCAAAUACCUCCUCCAAUUCGACGAUGGCGAGACCAUGCUGGUGCCCGAGCCGCGUCGUGUGCCCAUCCGCCCCAGUCGGCACCUGGCUGCUGCGCAUGCCAUGCAUGCCUCAUCGCUGGCGGAGUCGAGGACACGACGCGAACGAAACGCCUCCCAGGCAGAACAGGAGCAGCUGCAACGCGAGGAGGACGGACUGGUACAGAGUCAGAUCCAGCAGUUGGACAAGGCAGAUGCCACGGAAGAGAGUCCCAACAGUGAGACUUCGGAGGAGACUGAUAAGGGCAGCAACGGUGAGGAGGAGGGCCUACCGCUGGCCAGUGUGAUUCCACAGAUCCCACAGGCAGAUGACAAUGCCUUUGAGACCGGCUCGGGUUUCGACAAGGAUGACAAGUCGCCGACCAGCAGCGAGUCGCCGACCAGCAGUGACCAGGCACCAACUGAGAAACCGCUUGAGACCGGCGAGGAAACGAAUGACAAAAGUUUCGAGACCAGCUCCGGCUUUGAUGAUAAGGAUGAGGCAAGUGGCACCACGGAGCCAAGCACAGAACCUGAAGACAAUCAACUGGAAUGGCUGAAGCAUGCGACUGGCAACCAAUGGAGAGUCGGGAAGGACGAAGACAAUGAGCAACAGAAGCCCUCACAGCCAAGGGCCGUGUCUCAGGGUGAGGAAAAGACGCUUCAAGAGGAAGACAAUGAACAACAGCAGCCCUCAGAGCCAAAAGUGUCUCAGGAAAAGACGCGUCAGGAGGAAGACAAUGAGCAAGAGAAGCCCUCAGAGCCAAAGGGUGAGGAAAAGACGCUUCAAGAGGAAGACAAUGAGGAACAGCAGCCCUCAGAGCCAAAAGUGUCUCAGGAGGAAGACAAUGAGCAAGAGAAGCCCUCAGAGCCAAAGGGUGAGGAAAAGACGCUUCAAGAGGAAGACAAUGAAGAACAGCAGCCCUCAGAGCCAAAAGAGAAGACGCGUCAGGAGGAAGACAAUGAGCAAGAGAAGCCCUCAGAGCCAAAGGGUGAGGAAAAGACGCUUCAAGAGGAAGACAAUGAAGAACAGCAGCCCUCAGAGCCAAAAGAGGAAGACAAUGAGCAAGAGAAACCCUCAGAGCCAAAGGGUGAGGAAAAGACGCUUCAAGAGGAAGACAAUGAAGAACAGCAGCCCUCAGAGCCAAAAGAGGAAGACAAUGAGCAAGAGAAGCCCUCAGAGCCAAAGGGUGAGGAAAAGACGCUUCAAGAGGAAGACAAUGAAGAACAGCAGCCCUCAGAGCCAAAAGAGGAAGACAAUGAGCAAGAGAAGCCCUCAGAGCCAAAGGGUGAGGAAAAGACGAUUCAAGAGGAAGACAAUGAAGAACAGCAGCCCUCAGAGCCAAAAGAGGAAGACAAUGAGCAAGAGAAGCCCUCAGAGCCAAAGGGUGAGGAAAAGACGCUUCAAGAGGAAGACAAUGAAGAACAGCAGCCCUCAGAGCCAAAAGAGAAGACGCGUCAGGAGGAAGACACUGAGCAAGAGAAGCCCUCAGAGCCAAAGGGUGAGGAAAAGACGCUUCAAGAGGAAGACAAUGAAGAACAGCAGCCCUCAGAGCCAAAAGAACCCACUGGGAAGCUGCCAUCGCCACCAGCGGCUCCAGGGAAACAUGGGAAACAGGAUUCAGAACUGCUUGGAGAGGUGGAAGGCGUGGCCAAAGAGGCAGAGGCGAAGCUCAAGGAGGAGUUGCAUGGAGAUUAUGAGAAGGUGAACAAGGCCCGGGCCCUGAAACGUGGUGAAACCGGUGGGUGA